Morus notabilis is the source of this 1035-nucleotide messenger RNA. Its product is annotated as non-specific lipid-transfer protein-like protein At2g13820. Lineage: Eukaryota; Viridiplantae; Streptophyta; Magnoliopsida; Rosales; Moraceae. The record is from RefSeq and is a predicted model, not a curated record. The transcript has 3 exons. Gene Ontology annotation, molecular function: lipid binding. Gene Ontology annotation, biological process: lipid transport. The coding region runs from base 303 to 800 and encodes 165 amino acids.
GUAGAAGUUGGCCACCCGCAUAGCUGACCUUUAUUCUAAUCUCUAAAACAAAAAUGUCAAAUUCCCCAUGUAUGAAUGUACCACUGCCUUGAGCUUACCAACAAGUACUCGUUAGCAAGGAAGGAAGAGUUGGCGACCCACAUAACCUAUCAUUCAUUUGUCGUUUUCAACCCUUUAUUUCCCUAUAAAAACGACACACCUCUCUUCCCCUUCUCAACCAAAAGUAAUCAAAACCAAAAACACCAAUCAAGAACUUUGUUCUACCCAAGCACUUCUUCAACAUAUCCAAGAAAACAAAACGAAUGGCACACAGAAUCCGAACUACUGGUCUGGUCCUUGUUCUGGUAGCCUCAUUCUGGGCAAUGGCUUCGGCGCAAUCGAGUGGCUGUACUAAUACUAUAAUCAGCUUGUCGCCAUGCCUGAAUUACAUCCAAGGGAACUCAUCAACCCCAUCAUCUGGAUGCUGCUCUCAGCUUAGCAGCGUCGUCAGCUCGCAGCCAAAGUGCUUGUGUGAGGUCCUUAAUGGCGGUAGCUCAUCGCUCGGGAUCAAUAUUAAUCAAACUCAGGCUCUGGCUUUGCCCGGUGCUUGCAAAGUUCAGACUCCUCCACUCAGCCAAUGCAAUGCCGCUUCUCCAGCCGGCUCUCCUGCAGGAACAACAGAUCCUUCAAACACACCUUCAGGAACAAGAUCUAAAACUGUACCAACGAAAGAUGACGGCACAUCCGAUGGAAGUUCCAACAAGAUGUCAAUUCCACUUCUCUUCUUGGCCAUUCUUGCAGCAGCUUAUACUUCAGCCUAAAAAACAUACUAAAAAUUCAUUUUGUAUUAAUCUAUGUUUGAUGGUAGCUACAGUAUUAUUAUGUCCUCGAUUGUUGUGCUUGUAUUCUUCAUCCAAUCUUUUGAGUUCAUAUAGAUUCAUAAAGACAAUGUACUGUUUAUUUUUUGAGACCCUCACAGGGUUUAUCAUUGUUUUGUAUCACUGAACAGACUGGCUGGUGCCCACUCUCUUCUCUAUUGAAUAAAAUGGUUUCUGG